UUGAAGGAAAACCUGCACAUCAUAAAAAAGAAAAUCCAGCAGCUUGAAGACGAUAUCCGACUGAAUGAACUAACGGUGCAGGAGAUCAGAGAGAAAAUCCAUCACGGUUUAUUCAGCGGAAAGAAGACUCCAUCACUGAGUUCAUUGCAGCAGAUUCGAAAUGGUAGCAUUGGAAAUGCCCAAGGAUUUUACAGUGAUGAUGGAACGAUUUCAAAUCGGGAAACGUGCGAGUUUUCUGGUCUGCUUAAGUCGAAGCAUUCCGUCGAUGUGCAGAUGUUAGACGUAUAUGAAAGCCUGAAAUUCGAUAAUCCCGACGGAGGUGUUUGGAAGCAAGGCUGGAACAUAAGCUACGAGGAAAGCGAGGAAAAAUCUCUGCCUACUCUUAAAGUUUUCGUCGUACCGCAUUCUCAUUGCGACCCAGGUUGGUUGAAAACAUAUGUACAAUAUUAUGAAGAACAAGUGCGUGGCAUCUUGUCGAAAGCGUUGUCAUUUUUGGAUGAUCAUGCCGAUAUGAAAUUCAUCUAUGCGGAAAUGUCAUUUUUUCACCCUUGGUUCAUGUCAUUGUCUUCGGUUGAAAAGGAGAAGUUGGAAAUCGUCACCGGUGGCUGGGUGAUGGCGGACGAAGCGGCUUCGCAUUACUUCGCCUUGAUCGAUCAGCUGAUCGAGGGUCAUCAGUUUUUGGAAAACUAUUUGGGUUACAAACCAGUGAGCCAUUGGUCGAUCGACCCCUUCGGUCAGAGCGCAACGAUGCCUGUACUGAUACAGCUGUCCGGCUUUCGGAGUAUGUCUAUUCAUCGAGUACACUACGCGAUCAAGAAGCAUCUGGCCAGGAACAGGCAACUAGAGUUCUACUGGAGGCCGUUGUGGAGAAACGACCAGAGCGCAGACAUUUUCUGCCACAUGUUCCCGUUCUACAGUUACGACAUUCCUCACACAUGUGGCCCUGAUCCCAGAGUCUGCUGCCAGUUCGAUUUUCCGCGCAUGACUGGUAUAUUUGCAGCUUGCCCUUGGGGUAUUAACCCGGUCUCAAUUACGGCAAAAAAUGUUGCGGAAAGGUCACGUCUGCUGUUGGACCAGUUCCGUAAGCAGUCAAAACUGUUCCAGACUAGGUCGUUGCUUGUGCCGUUAGGUGACGAUUUUCGUUUCGGUCAUUCGUCAGAAUGGACACUGCAUUAUACGAACUACAAGGCACUGUUCGAGUACAUGAAUUCUCAGAAGGAUUUUAAUGUGAAGGCUCAAUUCGGUACGUUGGACGACUACUUCGCGUCAGUUGCUGAGGAGCUUCAACAGAAACAAAACAUAAAAUUUCCUGUGUUAUCCGGUGACUUCUUUACUUACGCUGACCGUGAUGACGACUACUGGAGCGGCUAUUUUACUUCACGUCCAUUUCAUAAGGCUUUGGACAGAGUGCUUGAGAAGUACCUGAGAGGUGCUGAAAUUCUAUUCAGUGCCGUGGUGGCUCUUUCACAGAUGGACAGCACGAACGCCGAUCAUCCUCCGCCUUCUGUGAUGACACUUUUCAUGCAGCUUACUGAAGCUCGCCGUAACCUCGGCAUUUUCCAGCACCAUGAUGGCAUCACCGGAACUUCAAAGACUUUUGUAAUGGUCGAUUAUGCUGCAAAACUCGCUGCUGCCGUGGCAGAUUGUCAGAAAGUAAUUGCAAUUUCAAUCCCGCAGUUGUUCUCUUCGAAUCCACCACAUGAUGCGAAUAUACAGGACCCGGAACUGGAUUUUGCAGAAGAAGUGAAAGAAACGCCAGCCGUACAAGACGUAAUUAUCAGCGUUGGAAGGACGCCUCGGACUGUCAUCGUAUAUAACUCUUUGCCAUACGAACGAACUGAAGUGGUCUGCAUUAAAAUGGAGACUGGCGGUGUGAUGGUAACCGAUGAGGUUGGCCAGAAGUUGUCUGUACAGCUGAGUCCGGUGGUCAAAAAAGAGAAUUCCGUAUUUCGCAUAUCAUCAAAGUUGUAUGAGGAUAUCACUGACGUUAUUAGCGGACAUCGCCAUCAUGUCAAACUGGAAUUCGUAGCAUACGCGUCGGAAAAGGGCGACAGCGGCGCCUAUCUAUUUUUGCACGGUGAAUAUGGCAAGAUGAUUCGUAGUCAAAAGCAGGUAUUGUUGGUCGACGGUCCACUGUUCGCCACAGUUUAUUCGUGCUUCCAGCAGGUGAUGCAUGCCUUCCGCGUCAUCAAGGAAGAGGAGUUCUUUGCCCGCGCCUUUCACGUAACGAACGUCGUUGAUAUUACCAGUGAGACAGUGGAUUACGAGUUGGCCAUGCGGCUGAAGACUGACGUGAAAAGCGCCUCUGCCGACCGCUCAUUCUACACUGACAUAAACGGACUAAUGAUGAUCAGGCGAAAGCAUUUUGACAAAUUGCAAAUGCAGGCGAACGUUUACCCUAUGGUUACCGCUGCUUUUCUGCAAAGUGACCGUUUUAGAUUUACGGUGCUUAGUGCGCAAUCUUCGGCGGUCGCCAGUCCGGCAUCAGGUAUGCUGGACGUGUUUUUGGAUCGUCGAUCGAUGAACGACGACAGUCGAGGACUCGCGCAGUCCCUGCAAGACAAUGUUCCGUUCAGCAGCAGUUUUCGACUCUUGCUCGAAGACAUGCAACCGUCCGGCAUCCCAACGGUGAGCAGCGCACUCAAUAUUCCUCGGUCGUCGCUGCUUUCCAGGCCUUUUCCAUGUGAUUAUCACCUGGUUAACUUGCGAAGUUUGGAGGAAUCACAAACCCAGCUGCCUUCUAAGCGUUCGGCUCUGAUCCUUCACCGGCUGCCAGUGGACUGCGACAGUGUUGUGCGCUCGCCGGUCGGCUGCUCAGCCGCCCCCGAAUUGAGUUUGAAAACCGACCUCAGCUUUGGGCAGAUAGUUGGUGUUGAGGAAACAACGCUGACGCUAAUGCAUUCCAAGAAAAACUGUUCGUCUGAUCUGCGGCUGAAACCGAUGGAACUGAGGACCUUCAAAGUGACCUGGAAUUGA
Messenger RNA from Soboliphyme baturini, 2976 nucleotides. Lineage: Eukaryota; Metazoa; Nematoda; Enoplea; Dioctophymatida; Soboliphymatidae. The record is from the annotation of a GenBank genome assembly.